UCUAAAAAAACGUGAAAUCUUUCGCAUAUCCAGGACUCGUUUCGGUAACGCCCCUUAGAAAACUAGUUAGGUUUGAGUUAAAAUCCGGAGGUCCGGGCCCCCGCGGCUUGCGUAGUAUGGAUUACGAAUUAUAUGACAACUCGAACAUUUUGUUGAACGGUGAAAAUCCAAAUAAUUCGAAAAAUUCAUGGAACAUACCUAGUGACGGUAGCAUGGACAAUAACGACGAGUAUUUCGAUUGGAACCCCCUCAAAAUCGACGAGGAUCACGUAGAACAUGGGCAAGUUUCCAACACCCGGCAAUCGCGCAAGAGAAAGUUGCCCACUAUUGAGGCUAGCCCCUCGAAAAUCAAACAAACAACUGCCUACAAAUCUGUCCAAGAUCCUCUUGCGGUCGAUGAGAAACAAAAUCAAAAAAAGGCCUCCGUACAGAGUGGUGCUGUUAGAAUGCCUACGUGGCAGGUAGACGACAUAACAGAGCUGAACGGUGAUAUCGACAGUUCGCUCAGCUUGGGCUCAGACUUGGCAAGCAAUUCCUACAAUGUCAGCGAUGCCAUCCUUUCAAUUUCCGGUCUGACCGUCUUCAAGCAGGAGGCCCCAUCACCCACAAACCACGAUGCGGCCUCCCUGCAAAUAGCAAGACAAAAUCGGCAAAGCCCCACAUCUACCCAGCAAGUAGGUGUCCACAAUGGGACAAUCGACGAAGCGAACAACCAGAACAUGAUCAACACCACCAUCAAUCAACUCCUCAGUCAAUCUGCGUACACUAACCUGCAAAACGCUAUAGACGCCAAUUUGGUCUCUUCACCGAACUCGCAGGACAAUUAUAACGUUACUUCUACUAACUACAAUUUUGCUGAAGAUUGCCGAUUUCAAUACGUUCUGGCCGCUGCCACAAGUAUUGCCACUAAAGUUAACGAAGACACGUUGACGUACCUUAAUCAAGGACAGAGUUACGAAAUCAAGUUGAAGAAACUGGGCGAUUUGUCCAUGUAUAGAGGAAAGUUAUUAAAGUCGGUUGUUAGAAUGUGUUUCCACGAACGGAGAUUGCAGUUCAUGGAAAAAGAACAGAUGGCGUCGUGGCAACGCGCUCGACCGGGUGAUAGAAUUUUGGAAGUUGAUGUGCCUCUUUCGUAUGGUGCUUUUGAUAUUGUCCAACCAUCUAAUGCCUUAAAUCUUAUACACUUUAACUGGGAUCCUACUAAGGAAGUGGGCGUAUAUAUUAAAGUAAAUUGCAUCAGCACAGAAUUUACCCCGAAAAAACACGGCGGUGAGAAAGGCGUCCCUUUCCGCAUCCAAGUAGAAACCUACCAGAACGGCGACAACCUCGACUCAUCCGUACGUCUUCACGCAGCUGCUUGUCAAAUAAAAGUUUUCAAACUAAAAGGGGCUGAUAGAAAGCACAAGCAAGAUCGAGAAAAAAUCAUGAAACGGCCGCUAUCCGAGCAAGAAAAAUACCAACCAAGCUACGAAUGUACCGUACUUAAUGAUAUUCCCAAUGAUGCUGUGCUGAACACGCCGCCGAUCGCCCCUAUUGCUGCUACUGACAGUGGGGCCCAUAAUCAAGCGAGCAGGAAGGAUGGAAGCGUGGAUGGGCAGUUGAGGCCGCAGAGUGCGGCGCCGUCAUCGACACCGCCGCCGGUUGUAGAAAGGAAAAUCGAUGACCCGAAUUCAAUUUCUGUGGAGCAGUUGUCGUCAGGCGCCAGCCCAGAACAAACAACAGCUUGGUUAGUGAGAAAUCGUUUCGAUAGAUACCUCGAAACUUUUGCCAAUUUCUCAGGAGCAGACAUGCUACGCAUGUCAAGAGAUGACCUCAUUCAAAUUUGCGGACAAGCUGACGGAAUCCGUUUGUAUAACGCCGUACAUCUAAAGACUAUAGCACCAAAGCUGAAGAUCUAUGUUUGCCGUCAAAACACCUCGAUCUUCAAUGCUGUGUUUCUAUCGACACAUAGUAAUAUCGAAUUAUUAGAGAAAUUAUCGGCCUUAAUGGGAAUUUCUCAGGAUCAAGUACACGACAUUUAUAUUGAAGGACCUCAUGCGAUUCAUGUGCGAUUAAAUAACGACGUGAUUCGUCAUAUUAAAGAAGAAACCAUGUUUUCGGUAGAAAUCUUACAAGAAAAUGGAAGUUUUAUCUUUCUGUUAAAACGUACUGUUAAAUGAAAAAAAAAAAAAAUGUGAUCGGAAUGUGUUACGCUAAUUCUACGUGAUUAUCACUACUACUCAGUGUCUUAUUUGUAUGCCUUAACACAAAUUUAGGUGAUAUUGCAUGAUAAAUAUUGUUAUCUCAGGUUUUAAAAGUGUGCUACGAUAUUGAUUUUAGCUAUAUUUUUUAGGUUACUUUGAGAUUAUUUUUUAUGUUUACAAUUCUUAUUAAUUAUUAUGUAUAUCCUUUAUUGUUGUUCAUUAUAAUUAGUAGAUUUAUUGAUGUUGCUUGUUAUUCUAAUCAUUACUGUGUUGAUUUAGUUUCUUAUUAUAUCGAACCGUACAAUAUAUGUUAGUUUUAGACUAUAUUUUUGAUGUACAAAUUAUAGGUUUGCUCCUACUUAUUGUUGUGUAUAAAUUAGGAAGGAGGGUAGUAGAUUUUAUCCGUACUUUAAACGAGUAAUAACAUCCAAAAUGUGCCUUUAUAUAUAUUAUGUAUUCAGCAGAGGAAUUUUAAAAUGUAAUCAGAGUGCCAUAAAGUAUAUUCAGCUUA
Messenger RNA from Zophobas morio, 2694 nucleotides. It is a transcript of the gene gem, whose product is annotated as transcription factor CP2-like protein 1. Gene Ontology annotation, molecular function: RNA polymerase II cis-regulatory region sequence-specific DNA binding; DNA-binding transcription activator activity, RNA polymerase II-specific. NCBI's taxonomy places the organism in Eukaryota, Metazoa, Arthropoda, Insecta, Coleoptera, Tenebrionidae. The transcript is spliced from 9 exons. Gene Ontology annotation, cellular component: nucleus. The record is from RefSeq and is a predicted model, not a curated record. Gene Ontology annotation, biological process: regulation of transcription by RNA polymerase II. Bases 117 to 2159 code for a protein of 680 amino acids.